AACAUAAUCCCUAUAAUCACGACGCAAAAUCGCAAACCCCCUUUUAUAUAAAGAAAAAGAAAAAAGUCCCAAACUUUCUUCUUCUUCUUCAUCUUCAUAAUGAUAAAAUCAUUAAUUAAUUAAUUAGGGUUGGUGAUUUGAUCCAUCUUUUCUUCCGAAUCGCCAUAAAACAAAACAAAACAAAAAAAUUUUUUGAAAAAAUUGAAGGAAGAUGGUUUUAACACAAAAGAUACAUGAAGCCUUCAAAAGCACGGCAGAGAGAAUAAUGAGCCAUAGAACUGAUACUGCUUUCAAAGAUAAAGGUGUUUUAUCCGUCACUGAAUUCGUCGCUGCUGGUGAUAAUCUUGUUUCCAAAUGCCCCACUUGGUCCUGGGAAUCUGGCGAUCCAAACAAGAGGAAGUCAUAUUUGCCAGCCGACAAACAAUUUUUGAUCACUAGAAAUGUUCCUUGUUUGCGAAGAGUCGCUUCAAUACAAGAAGAAUAUGAGGCUGCUGGAGGUGAAAUAUUGCUUGACGAUGAAAAUAAUGACGGUUGGCUGGCUACUCAUGGACAGCCUAAAGAUACCAGGGGUAAUGAGGAGGAAAAUGUCCCUUCUAUGGAAACUCUGGAAAUAAGCAAGAAGACUAACAUCCAGACAAUUUCUUCACAUUUUGGCAACGAUGAUGAAGAAGACAUUCCAGACAUGGAAGAGUUUGAAGAACCCGACAACCUUAUUGAGACAGAUCUGGCAACCCUUCAGCCUACGUAUCUCGUUGCUCAUGAGCCUGAUGAUGACCAUAUUUUGCGAACUCGAACUUAUGAUGUCAGCAUCACGUAUGAUAAAUAUUAUCAAACUCCUCGUGUUUGGCUUACUGGAUAUGAUGAGUCUAGGAUGCUUCUCGAGCCAGAAUUAGUUCUUGAAGAUGUCAGUCAAGACCAUGCUCGCAAAACUGUAACUAUUGAAGACCAUCCACACUUACCGGGGAAACAUGCGUCUGUGCAUCCAUGUAAGCAUGCAGCUGUGAUGAAGAAACUAAUUGAACCCCUAAUAGCUGGAGGACUUGAACCACAAGUUGACAAAUACCUCUUCUUAUUCUUGAAAUUUGUUGCCACUGUUAUUCCAACCAUCGAAUAUGAUUACACCAUGGACUUCGACCUGGGAAGCUCCAGUAGCUGAUUUCAAGGUAUAUGCCGAUUUGCACUAAAAGGAAUGGUCUGAAGUUAAAGUGCAUUAUAUCGUUGUAUUUCAUUUAAUCCUAUAAAGUAUAUGGGACUUCGUAAAUAUGAUAUCAGUUGCAAAAAAAACCCAGCUAAAAUGACAUCUGGUGUGUAUCUUACCAUGUAAAUUUCUGGAAACAUUAUAUUUAAUCUAUUUGUUUUUUGA
Erigeron canadensis is the source of this 1363-nucleotide messenger RNA. Its product is annotated as autophagy-related protein 3. Gene Ontology annotation, cellular component: cytoplasmic ubiquitin ligase complex; cytosol. The transcript has 10 exons. Gene Ontology annotation, biological process: autophagy of mitochondrion; nucleophagy; autophagosome assembly. Bases 212 to 1156 code for a protein of 314 amino acids. Lineage: Eukaryota; Viridiplantae; Streptophyta; Magnoliopsida; Asterales; Asteraceae. The record is from RefSeq and is a predicted model, not a curated record. Gene Ontology annotation, molecular function: Atg8-family ligase activity.